CAACGUUCGUAUUUCCAUCGCAAUAUAAAAGUUACAAAUGACCGCAAAAGUUAAAUCAGCUUAGUUACAGCAGAUUAUCUCAGGUGUAAAAACACACCUUUAAUCAACAAGUUUCAGCAGUGAAAAAAACAGCAAUGCAAUCUUUGUCUUCUCCACUUUGCCGUAGACUUGGUGGGAUACCAGUACGCUUUACAUGUACUAGGAAUUUCCAUGGCUCUCUGACGCCUAAUGAACUGUUGAAUAGAAUCAGAACAUGCCAUGCAAAGCAUGGUUGUUGGAAUUUGAAAGAGCUGCCUAUAAUUCCAUCAAGAAUAUACCCUACAAAAGCUAUAACCAACACACAGAAUAUUCGUCAGUUUAGCUCGCUACCAAAGACUUCAUUCAUUGGUGCAAUCUUUAAACAUUCAAAAAGUUGCAAAUUUGAAUCAACAUUUAGCACAUAUAGCGAUGGUACAAUUAGUCAUGAUCAAUUCCGCCAUGAGCCACCUUGGAGGAUAUUAUUCUUUGGAACUGAUCACUUUUCACUUGCGAGCUUGAGAGCAUUGAGGGAGAAUUUGAAGGAUUCAACAUCCAGUCUUGUAGAAAGUAUUGAAGUAGUCACUAUUAACAAAAAGUGUGCAGUGAGAGAUUAUGCAGAGCAGGAAAACUUGAAGAUUUAUCCAUGGCCGAGUCCUGUCAUGAUGGAAAAGUAUGACGUUGGUGUUGUUGCAUCAUUUGGUCAUCUUAUUCCGGGUAAAAUCAUCCGCAUGUUUCCAUAUGGAGUUGUAAAUGUCCAUCCAAGUUUGUUGCCAAGGUGGCGAGGGGCAUCCCCUGUGGUUCACACAAUUCUUAAUGGCGAUGAGGUUACUGGAGUCACAAUCACUGAAAUUAGGCCAAAGCACUUUGACAUUGGUCCAAUCCUGAUUCAAGAGCCAUACUAUCUUACGGAAAAGUUUUCAACUUUUGAGCUUCGGAAAAUUCUAGCUGCCAAAGGAUCUCAACUGUUAAUGCGCUCAUUACUGGAUCUUCCUAAGCUGGAGAGAUAUGAGCAGCCACAGGAUCCUUCAGGAAUCACAUAUGCUCACAAGGUGACCGCUAGUAUGUCAAUAGUGGACUGGGCCGAUCAGACUAGAGAUCAAAUUGACAGGCAGCAUAGAGCCUUGAGUGAAAUUUUCAUGCUCAGAUCUGAAUAUCAAGAUCAAGCAGUGAAGUUAUUUGAUAUGGUAGACAAACACACUAUGGCAUCGGCUGUGGUUCAGGAGCAAAUAUACAAGCGAUUUGGAGAUAGCCACGUCCAUCCAGGCACAAUGAUAUACAUUUCGAAAGAGAAAGUACUUGCAGUAUGUUGUAAGGAUGGAUGGGUGGGAUUCAGAAAAAUCAUUCACAAAAAGAAAAUGACAGCUCAAGAGUUUAACAAUGGAUAUUUGAAUAAAAGUAAAGAUCGCUUAAUCCUGCUUCGAAGCUUGUCAAAUACUUUGAAUAAAUAUAUCUUCCGGGUACGAGUAUAGAAAAGCAGGUGACAUGCAGGAAUAAUUAGCAGGAUUAGAAUUAAUUAUUAUAAUUAAAUUGUCCGGCAGAUUACCAAAUUCUAAGAAUAUAUUUGAGGAAUAAAUAAUGAUAGGACAUUCAAUAUGGUGAAAUUUAGCAGAGUUGUAACAGAAUGUAGUACAAAGCA
Owenia fusiformis is the source of this 1654-nucleotide messenger RNA. The record is from the annotation of a GenBank genome assembly. NCBI's taxonomy places the organism in Eukaryota, Metazoa, Annelida, Polychaeta, Sabellida, Oweniidae.